Messenger RNA from Lasiosphaeria miniovina, 1569 nucleotides. RefSeq names its product cytochrome P450. The transcript has 3 exons. Lineage: Eukaryota; Fungi; Ascomycota; Sordariomycetes; Sordariales; Lasiosphaeriaceae. The annotation marks the transcript as partial. Gene Ontology annotation, molecular function: monooxygenase activity; heme binding; iron ion binding. The record is from RefSeq and is a predicted model, not a curated record.
ACGCGCCUGCAUCGGCGAUACCAACGGCUGAAACACAUCAAAGGGCCCCUUCUCGCCGCCUUCACGGAUCUCUGGCGGGCCCGCAUCCAGUUCUUCGGGCCCAUCCAGCCGAUGCUGCUCGGGCUCCACAGCAAGUAUGGUCCCGUCGUCCGCGUCGGCCCCAACACGGUCAGCUUCAGCGACCCGGCCGACAUGAGCAUUGUGUUCUCCGCCCGGAGCGGCUUCGCCAAGGUACGCCUCCCUUUCCAUCGGCUUGCAGACUCGUACGGGGGGCUGCGGGCCUUUGUCGGCGGCAAGUCGGUGGGCAGCAUCCUGGACAUGGGCGACGACGAGAACCGGGCGGUGCGGCGCGCCAUGGGCAACACGUUCGUGACCAAGAACCUGCUGUGCUACGAGGACGACGUCGACGCGACGCUCGCCACGCUGCUGCAGACGCUGCGGCGGCGGGCCGCAGCCGGCACGCCCUUCGACCUCUUCCAACUCCUACAACUGUUCCAGCUCGACUUCCUACUGCGCAUGGCCUUCAGCGAGGACCCCGGCCACCUCCGCCACGAGCGCGACGUCAUCGGCAUCGCCAAGGUGACGCACCGGCGCGUCGCCCACUGGUACGCGUGGCAGCCCGUCCCGGCCCUCGAGCGCUUCGUCUUCCAGAACCGGCUGUGGAGCGAGCGGCUGCUGGCGCUGCUCAGCCUGCUCGGCCGCACGCCGUCGCUGACGCGCUGGCACACCGAGGGCGCCGCGCGUGUCGCCGCGCGACAGCAACAACACCAGCAGAAACAGAAACAAGAAAAACAACAGCUCGACGAAGAAGAAGACCCCAGCCACCGCCCUGACCUGCUCGCGCGCUUCUUCGCCGCCAGCGCCGCGCACCCGUCGGCCAUCCGCCCCGCGAGCCUGACCGGGCUCGUCAACUCGACCAUCUCGGCCGGCGCCGACACGACCACCUCGACGCUGGCCAUCAUCAUCUACUGCCUCGCGCAGGCGCCCGCGGCACUCGCCCAGCUGCGCGCCGAGCUCGCCGCCGCAGGGCUGACCUUCCCCGCGGGCUACGCCGCCGUCGACGCCACGGCCCUGCCGUACCUCGACGCCGUCAUCAAGGAAGCCAUGCGGCUGUUCCCCAACUUCGCCAUGCUCUUCGAGCGCGUCGUGCCCGACGACCACGGCCACCCUGCCGACCACGAGGGUGCGUGUCCGGCCUGCUGCCGCCUGGCCAAUGGCAAAGUGGCGGUCCCGCCCGGCACCGUCGUCGGCUGCGCGCCUCUUGUCGUGCACCGCGACGAGGCGGUUUUCGGGGAGCAUGCGGACGCGUUCCGCCCCGAGCGCUGGCUGCCGAAGCCCGGCGAGCCUGCGGAUGCGGCUAGGGAUAGGAUUGUUGUCAUGGAGCGCACGACCAUGGCUUGGGGCCUGGGGAGUAGGACGUGUCUGGGCAGGCAUGUCGCGGAGAUGGAGAUGAAGAAGGUGGUGCCAAACUUGGUGUCGGUUUUUGAUUUUGAGCUGUGCAACCCGAAGGCGGAAUUGAAGUUCGAGAUGGGUGUGCUGGACGGAGAGUUGAGUCCGAUCAUGGUGACG